AUGCCUGUUAUCGUCGUUCCGUACUCGCCAGAGUGGCCAGCGCAGUUUCAGCGUAUCGCUGCCGAGCUGCGGCCCGCUCUCACUGGUGUCCCCGUGAUCGCCAUCGAGCACGUAGGCAGCACCUCUGUGCCCGGGCUUGCCGCCAAACCGAUCAUCGACAUUGACAUCCUGGUCGACGAAACCAACCUCGAUGCUGCCCUCGCAGCCGUCCAAACGAUUGGUUACAAGCAUGUGGGAGACAUGGGCGUCCAGGGGCGACACGCCAACAAACACCUCGCCACACAUCCCGUCGAGCCCGACGCGCUCGAGACCGCUCCACGUCCCGCUCUCGGCCCCGGACAAGAAUCAUGUCGGCGCAACCUCUACGUCUGCGUUGACGGCUGUCUCGCGGUCCGCAACCACCUGGGAGUACGAGACGUGCUCCGUGCCAACCCGGACCUGCGCGACGAGUAUGCGGCAACCAAGCUCCGGCUCGCGUCUGACCCGACAAUGGAGAUUCCGGAAUACUUGGAAGGCAAGAGCGACAUCCUCCUCCGCGUCCUCGCGAUGACUGGCAACAUCACCGAUGAAGAGAAGGCAGAGAUUGCAGCCAUCAAUAAAGGCCCCACUGCCAGCGCGAGGCUAGCUUCCAUCGCAUCUCAGCCUGGAUCCCAGUAG
This is a messenger RNA of Apiotrichum porosum, 657 nucleotides long. RefSeq lists its product as uncharacterized. The coding region runs from base 1 to 657 and encodes 218 amino acids. The record is from RefSeq and is a predicted model, not a curated record. Lineage: Eukaryota; Fungi; Basidiomycota; Tremellomycetes; Trichosporonales; Trichosporonaceae. The transcript has a single exon.